This is a messenger RNA of Spodoptera littoralis (African cotton leafworm), 3354 nucleotides long. The record is from the annotation of a GenBank genome assembly. Lineage: Eukaryota; Metazoa; Arthropoda; Insecta; Lepidoptera; Noctuidae.
AUGGCGGCCAGCAGCGCGCCCGUGCGCCAGCUGCGCCGCGGGCCCGCACCGAUCGCCUCCUUCGAUCACGACGUCUCUGACGAGGUGAGACCGCCCUCCAGUCCGGAGACGAAGCAAACAUUUCGACUACCGGAGAUUCGCGAGGAUUCCGCUAACGCCGCCCGCGGUGCGAACUCGGCGCUAGCACCCCCCGAGCAGCGCGCGCGCUCGCUAUCGACGCCGGCCGUAAGCUCGGGCCUACAGACGCCGGCCGCGCCGCGUAUCGACAUCUCGCGCGCCUCCAGCUCCAGCCACCACGACUCGCGCGACAGCUCCCCGGAGCUGGCGCUGUUCGCUGGCACUGGCAGCGAGGACACGCGUGGCCGCCUGGAGCUUGGUUUUCGUGAGGACGGCGCGCUAGAACUGCGCUCGUCCACUGAAGAACUGGCUUUCCUAGAAGGUGCGCCUGGCGAACCUCGCCCCGCCGCGCUACCGCAGCCCAACUCGCGUCGCCACUCACGCAAAGACAGUCAAGGAUCGGAAGCAGCACUUUUGGCCGUGUCUGGUCGCACUAGUCGGCUGUCUAGUGUCGGGUCGCAGUGUUCGGCGCACUCCGCACUCUCGGCCUUUAGUCAUCAAAGUCGACACUCAGUCGGCCGACUCUCGGUGGUUUCAGGAAUUUCACGAUCUCCAUCACCGCACAGGAUGUUACUGGAAACUUCGUUUUGUGGACCAAAACCUAUUGAAACCGAUCCAGAAAUCUGCGCAGCUGCUGUAGAAGAGCGUCUGUUGGAGAUUGCCAAGAUGACCGCGGUUUCGCCACCAGGUGUAGUGCCACACGUAAUUGACGCUCGAGAUCGACGCGAAGUGCGCACAGAAGCUACAGUGGAGCGGCCCGCCGCCCGUGCUCCGCCACCCUCCCCGCUACCCGCGCCCCCGCCGGCGACCAGUCAGUCUACUACAGACUCGGCAACAAUAGCGUCAGUAGUACCUGUCACAGCAAUAAUUACACCAGUUACAAGUUCUGCAAUAGUGACUAUUCCUGCUCCUACUUUAAUUUCUGCGCCAGAUGAUGAUAAACUUCAAAAGGAAUCACAAAAUCGUGCGAAAGCCCAAGAAAGACGAGCGCGACCUCGUGUGCGGCGUGAACCGUCUGAACCUGAAGUUUAUAAGAGCGCAAAUCGUUCAAAAAAUAUCAUUCGAAUUAAACUGAAACCUGACGAUGACUACGAGGAAGAAGAGGAUAAUGCAGCACCAGGAGCGGCAGCAAUCGAAGUAGAGAUAAACGCAGAAGCGGCUCAGAAGCCUGCCAGCUUGGAAUUGGCGGCGCGUGGGGAGCGCGCGGUGCGACCUACCGAGCUGGUGGGGCGUGGCGAGCAGCCGGCGCCCGCCUCGCCCACGCCGGGCUCCCGCCGUCUACCGCGCGACAGUCGCACUCCCUCCCCUGCUGGAGUUGCUGUCUCACGAAAGUCUUCCUUUUGCUCUUUGUUCAAAUCUCGUGAAACAAUCGCUUCGCCCGAUUCACCAUCAGACGCACUUCGUCGCAAAAGAAGUCUAACAGAAGGUCGUUCCCGAAGUAAAAGCCGCGAUCGUUCUGCGACCCCAACUUCUGCAGGAAAGAUAAGAGGAUCAGUGUUAUCGCUAUUUCGCACACCAAGGAAGAGUGCCGCGUCUCCUUCACCAAGUUCACGCGAAGGUUCUCCUAUAGUUCAGCCACAAAAACAGAUUACAACAGUUACGCCACAGUUUGCUGAGCGUGUUCGGCAAGGUGAUAAACUUAAGUACUACGAGGAUACAAAAGAUGGAAUCAUACACAUUCCAUUACGAACGCCACCUGAUGAACGGCCUGGUUCGAGUGGAGCGCGUCGUGACACAGACUGCACUAAGUCCACUGCUGAGGUUUUUACGCACCGAGAGCCACCUCGCCCGGCUUCUGCUCCACAGACUAGGCCCGUUACAGACCGUGAGUUUACACCGCAAAUUUCUCAAAAACCCACACAACGAACCGUUCUUCCUGAUGGUAGCAUCAUAAUACCUUUACGAUCACCUACGGAGCGAACUCCAAACGAACGUCUACCAAGUCCACCUGUUGUAGAUACAACAUCAACGGAAAUGACUCGCUCUUUUGGGGAGGAGCCGCAAUCGGUAGCGCCAAUUGAUAUUCCAGCUCCAACUACUCCUGCACUACCCCGGCAUUGUGAAGAUAGCGUGCCAAUGCCCACCGCCGAAGUUGACAAACUUGAGACCGCAUCGAAUACUGAAGACGGACGGAAACGACGCAAGGAACGGUUUGUGUUUACAACCCAUGUCGGUAGCCGAGAGCAAGUCUUUAGUACACAAUUCAGCAUAACAAAAACUCCCAGUGUGACAAGUGAGAUAUCAGGUUCCUUCCCAAGUUUCGUCGAUGGUGAAGAGAUGCGAACGACAACAGUGCGGGAUAUCACAACGACCGCCGAGAGCAGCCCGGCCGAGAAGGAAGUGCGAUAUUCGGGCAACACCUCGGGGGUCUGCACCGCAGCGGCACCCAGUCCGGCUUCGCCACAAGAACCAGUACGAGAUUCUUCCGAAUCCGAGCCCAGCUCGGAGUCUGCGCCGCCUCCUGUGGGAGACGAAGUGGAGAAGCGCGGGCUCGUGGUGCAGCAAUCGUUCGAAGAGGAGCUGCCCUACGUGCCAACCACGUUGCCGCAAGAGCGCUCCGUGGCACUGCCCAUGGUACCGGUGCGAGAGCGCGGCGGCGUGCUAGUGUCGGGUGUGUCACGGCCGCGCGCGGCGGGCCCCGGUGGGCCGGCCGGGCCGCGCGCGCCUACCGGGGCGGGCGCAGCCAGCGGUCCACGCGUGCCGCGGCCAGCGCCGCUGCCGACGCCGCCGGCGGCCGCGCAGGACAAGCUCCGCAUCCGUCUGCCGCGCCGCGCCGGAUCGUCCGCGCCUCCUGCUCGUCCAGACCGUCCCACUCGCUCGCGUACCCGUAGCGGGAGUGAAAGUUACGACUCGCGUCCGAAAACUGAGUGGAUAGACUUCGAGGAAGUGCCAGAGCGACGAAAACAGCCCAAACGUAUACAGACACUACCAGCUGCGGCGGCAGCAGGAGUCACCGAGGGCGCGGACGGCGCCGGCUCGGCGGACGGCGCGGCUGUCGUGUUCAGCUACGUGGAGCCCGAGCAGUGUCGCUGCGAGUGCCACGCGCACGCCGCGCGCGACGAGGACCAGCUGCCACUGCUGCACGACGACCUGCAGCCCCUGCGCGCCAGUUCGUCGUCGUUGGAGUGCGGCGAGGAGGAGGCGCACGUGCAGCUGCGGGUGCAGAUUGCUCCGUUCACCGCCGACCUCGACCUGCACCCCGACCAGCAUGCCGACGGGGAGGCGCGGUCCCACUGA